Dicentrarchus labrax (European seabass) is the source of this 8976-nucleotide messenger RNA. RefSeq names its product membrane-associated guanylate kinase, WW and PDZ domain-containing protein 2-like. The transcript is spliced from 21 exons. Gene Ontology annotation, molecular function: type II activin receptor binding; signaling receptor complex adaptor activity; SMAD binding. The record is from RefSeq and is a predicted model, not a curated record. Lineage: Eukaryota; Metazoa; Chordata; Actinopteri; Moronidae. Bases 2307 to 6413 code for a protein of 1368 amino acids. Gene Ontology annotation, biological process: signal transduction; receptor clustering. Gene Ontology annotation, cellular component: cytoplasm; dendrite.
UAUACAACUCUUUAUGAGCGCUGCAGCCAUUCAAAAUAUAUUGAACUUGAUUCUGCACUGAAGUACUGACAGGGUCGGAGUACACUGAACAAUGUGGAUGGUGGCACACUCUCUCUCUCUCUCUCUCUCUCUCUCUCUCUCUCUCUCUCUCUCUCUCUCUCUCUCUCACACUCACACUCCUACCUGUGGUGUUGUGGAUUUACAGUGUCCUACUAAGCUGUGAUCAGCUUGGAGACAGGAUUACUGUUGGCACAGUGGGCACUUUACCACCAUUUAGAGUCACAAAGACAAACACCCGGUUAGUACACACACAUAGACACACACCGACAGAGAUUAGUACCAACAAACACACCCAUGUACCACGUAUGAACAGUGUUGGACAGCCUUAUAGACUGUAGAUGGCUGAUGGUCUGGUAUCACUUUCUUUGCCAUUAGGCGUUGCUAUGCGGCCAUCUUUGCUCCCGGUGGAGAAGUAAAUACAGUAGAGGAUGUUCAGUGGGUGAGCUACAGGAGCAAAGUGGUGACAGACGAUCAAUAGAGAUCUAAUGAUUAAGAUUUCACACUCUGGGAGAGUUAGAGGAUCUUGCACUCCACAAGAUGACUAACCCCCCCACUCACUCCGGGUGUGUGUGUGUGUGUGUGUGUGUGUGUGUGUGUGUGUGUGUGCGUGUGCGUGUGCGUGAAAUGUGUGUCAACAACACAUCUACCUCCUGCUGUUUUAAUCUCCCACAGCUUCAAUUAUGAUACUAGGAAGCGAUGAGCAUGAGUAUCCCAUUUGGACGUCAGGAUUCGUUCAGCGUGAACUCACGUUAUUCUAAAGAUAUAACGAUGGAUAUGAUGGUGUUCAGUGUUUCAGUUACACGUCACUCGAUGUCAUGUUACAGGCACAUUGGCGACCUGCAGGGAUGUAGCGAUACACUCAACUCAUGAUUCGAUUUGAAGAUAUGAUUUUCUCACGAACAAAAUGAGAUUGAAGACAAAUUGUGACUUUUGUUCGGCUUUAUUUCUCAGAGAAAAAUCUACAAAAUAUAUGUUCUCUUAUACUUUCUUUAUCAAAUUAUAGAAUCCUUUUCUAUUUCUGGUUGGGUAUAAACUGUCCAAAACAAUGCAUAUUUCCUUUUCUUUGUAAAAGUGAAACUGGUGUCUUUGCGCCUUAAUAUCACCAUUCAUUUUUCAUCUCACUGAUUUAAAUCUUCAUAUAUUUGUCUUGCAACUUAACUGUCUUGCAAUAUAUUUUUACAUUCCUUAGGACAAGGCAUACGAGCGAUGUAUUUCGAGAAAAAGGACAAAAUGAACAUGCAUUAAAAUCCAUGUCACAUAAGUACGAGCUAUGCAACAUAACAACAAGCUAUGCUUAUAAUAAAACAACUAGUUUGCUGAGUUACCAUUUGUGCAUUAAGCACAAGGAGAAAACGAGACAGAUAACAGGCGUUUUCUCAUCACCUUAUUUGCUAACAAUCUUAGCACACACUGCUGCCACCGCAGGCUAGCUCAUUACAAAAAUGGUGACUGGAAAUAUUCUUUUAAGUUUUGUGGAAGGAGAAAGCUCCUGCGAGCUGAUGGCGUUUGUUGAGUACAAGCAACCGUUGCAGCAAAUCUCCACAGUCUGUGCAGUGUACAAAGGUAACGUUAUUAUCGUUGUUGUUAUUGUUAUUAUCACUUGCAUGUCCACUUCAAACCCUAUUCUUACAUUCAGUUUUCUUCUUUGCAAGUGCUUGAGUGCUCUAUAAUAAUUGAAUGCGAGUACACAAAUAUGGAAAUUACUUUAUAAUUAAAAGUGUUGUAAACCCACAAAUUCAAAGUGUUUUUUUUAGCUUCUCACAACCUCUAGAACUGCUGAUUGCCUUUUCAGACUUGUACAGUUGGUCCGUUGGAGCGUAAAUCUUCUGACAUUCGGGCAACUGCAUGGCCAGAAUGUCAGAUCUGGUUGAAGCCACAGCCGGAUCAAUCCGACUUAGCUUCUACCAUGUGAAUCCUGGGAAAAAGCUCUGAGAGUGGACUCCCUCCCCACGCCCGGCCAAUGACUGUUUUCCAGGCAUGAUCAAUGGAGAGCAGGAAUCAACACCAGCGGACUUCACUGAGCCUAAGCUGAAAGUCCACUUGGCAGAGACACAAACACAGCACCUCAUUAAACUCGAAACUCCCAUCGCUGCCAUCACACAGCCGAGCCUCAGCGCUGCAGCAGUGAUGGAGAUCUCCAGAGCGUUGAUGUAGGAAGGCUCUAAUUGCUGCAUGGUACCACCAGGCAGCCUAAGGAGGGGGAGGUGCCGGGGGUGGACUACAACUUUGUGAGUGUGGAGCGUUUUAUGGAACUGGAGCAAAGUGGAGCCCUGCUAGAGAGUGGAACCUAUGAAGAUAACUUCUACGGCACACCGAAACCUCCAGCGGAGCCUUCCCCCGCAGCACCUCCUCUGAAUGUAAGUGAAGCCCUGCUGCCUGGAGCCCGGCCCAGUGCACAGGGCAAGAGGAAGAGGAACCAGUCAGUCAGCAACAUGGAGCAGCGCGCCAGCCUGGAGCCACCUGAGGAGGAGGAAGAGGAGAGCCCAGUUGUCAACGGCAACGGGGUGGCCAUCACACCAGAGUCCAGUGAACAUGAGGACAAGAGCACAGAUGCCUCUGGGGAGGUUGCUGUUGAAGCUUCUAUCCAGGCCCCGGCCUCCGUCGAGCCCCACUCCUCCCCCACCGAGGGAGAGGAGGCCCCAAAGUCUCCCUCUGAGUCCCCCGUCAAAGUUCCAGACGCAGAUGAGGAAGAGCUGGGUCCUCUGCCUGACAACUGGGAGAUGGCCUACACUGAGAAGGGGGAGGUCUACUUCAUCGAUCACAAUACCAAAACUACAUCGUGGCUGGAUCCUCGGCUCGCAAAGAAAGCAAAGCCACCGGAAGAAUGCAGGGAAGACGAGCUGCCCUAUGGCUGGGAGAAGAUAGAUGACCCCAUCUAUGGCAGCUACUAUGUAGAUCACAUUAAUCGCAGGACUCAGUUUGAGAACCCGGUCCUGGAAGCCAAGAGACGGCUGGAGCAGCAGAGGCAGAUGCAGAGCCAGGGACUCUCUGCUCUACCGCUGCCCACUAUAUUCAGAGAGAAGCCAUUGUUUACGAGGGAUCCGACCCAGCUGAAGGGCACCUUCCUGUCGACAGCCCUCCAGAAGAGCAACAUGGGAUUUGGCUUCACGAUUAUAGGAGGCGACGAGCCCGACGAGUUCCUGCAAGUUAAGAGCGUAAUACCAGACGGACCCGCCGCUCAGGACGGCAAGAUGGACACAGGCGACGUCAUUGUCUACAUAAACGACAUCUGCGUACUCGGCACCACACACGCUGACGUGGUGAAGCUUUUCCAGUCCGUACCAAUCGGUCAGAGCGUCACCCUCGUGCUCUGUCGUGGCUACCCUCUGCCUUUUGACCCCGAGGACCCAAGUGGCGCAGCGAGCACCUCCCUGACACCCAUUGGCUUGGAGCACCGCCCCUUGGUGGUGAACGGCCGCGGCAGCUACGACCCUUACCUGGAGUAUCUGUCGUUGAGCUCCCAGCUGCCUCCUCAGGCUCUGGCCCAGGCCGGAGCUCCUCACCCUGGUGACACACAUCUGGAUGGCUCAUCACUGCCACCCACCACACCUGGUUCAGCAUCGGCACUCACGCCCCACGAUGACAAUGUGUCCAUGGCCUCUUCGGGGACUGCAGGGGUUGCUGGGGCAACAGCACAAGGGGCAGAGCUUCUGACAGUUACCAUGGUGAAAGGGGCGGAGGGAUUUGGGUUCACCAUUGCCGACAGUCCCACUGGUCAGCGAGUAAAACAGGUGCUGGAGCCGGGCUCACAGGGAGCAUCGGGGUUAAUAGAGGGAGACCUGAUCCUGGAGGUGAACCAGCAGCCAGUGGCUGCAGCUGGACAUGGACGAGUGGUGGAGAUGCUGAAAGAGUGUCCUGUGGGAGCGGAGGCAACACUCCUCAUACAGAGAGCAGGAACAGGCCAUAUCUCUCCGUGGAAGGCCUCCAAACAGUUGCCUGACCAGUGGGACCCACACGGCAGCCCCCAAGCAAACCUGUCUGGCCCGGUUUUACCACCUGGCACACCCUUCCCAAACCAGCCACAGCACCGCACGUCUGUGCCUGACUCCACUGAGGGCUUCGAUCUUAACAAACCUGACCCCUACGACCUUUAUGAGAAGUCAAGGGCCAUCUACGAGAGCCGACGUCCCGAGUAUGAAGAGGUGGAGGUGCACUUGCUGAGGGAGAAGACCGGGUUCGGCUUCCGCAUCCUUGGGGGAGACGAGGCCGUGCAGGCUGUGAGUCCGGACGCCCGUGACAAGAUUGUUAUUGGCGCUAUAAUAGAGAACACUCCUGCUGAGCGCGAUGGGCGGCUUCGACCCGGGGACGAGCUGAUUUCUGUGGAUAAAAAUGUGGUUGCUGGGAAACCACACAAAUACGUAAUAGACUUGAUGCAUGCAGCCGCUCGCAACGGUCAAGUCAGCUUGACUGUGAGAAGGAGGGUGCUAAUGCCUGGUGAACCGUGUCCUGUGAAUGGCCGCAGCCCUGGCUCGGUGUCGACACAACACAGCUCCCCACGUAGCGAUGCAGCCUCGGCUUCGGGCCCUCCGGCGGUCGCCGUCCCCGCUGCCACCUCUCCUCCAGAGGCAUCCGCUCUGCAGACCAGUGAUGUGGUAAUUCACCGCAAGGAGAAUGAGGGCUUCGGCUUCGUCAUCAUCAGCUCCCUGAACAGACCGGAGAAUGCCACCGUCAUCACUGUGCCUCAUAAAAUAGGACGUAUCAUCGAGGGCAGCCCUGCCGACCGAUGUGGCAAGCUGAAGGUGGGUGACCGGAUCCUCGCUGUGAACGGACAGUCCAUCAUCAGCAUGCCGCACGCAGACAUUGUCAAGCUCAUUAAAGAUGCUGGGCUAACAGUCACACUGCACAUCAUACCAGAGGAGGGUUCCCAUUCUGGCCCCAGCUCAGAGAAGCAGAGCCCCAUGACCCAGAAACACAGCCCCCAGACCCAGCCCAGCCCUGUAGCCCAGCCAGGCCAAGGAGGCACCCUGCCUGGCCAAACGGCCACUCAGACAGGUCAAGCACCUGCCCAGACUGGCCAGACACCAGCUCAGACAUGCCAAACAGUGACUGGCCCUCCUGCACCAGCAGCCUCCCAGCCUGCACCAGCUGGAACCCAGCAGAGCCCAGUAACUCAGCCCUCCGGCCUCCCUCCACAGCUCUACCUCCACGACGGCAGGUCAGAGGUAAAAGCCAGACAGGACGUCAAACCUGACUUCCGCCAUCCUCCAUUCACUGAUUACAGGCAGCCUCCUGUAGACUAUCGUCACCCACCGGUUACUGAUUAUCGACAGCCCCCGACGCUGGACUACAGACACCCACCUGGUCUGCUGGACUUCAGACAGCACCCUGCAGCUGCACAGUUCCCUCUGGGGAUCCCUGCUGACUUCAGACCACAGGAUUUUGAUUACUUCACGGUGGAGCUGGAGAAAAGCACAAAGGGUUUUGGCUUCAGUAUCCGCGGGGGCAGAGAGUACAAGAUGGACCUAUUUGUGUUGCGCCUUGCUGAGGAUGGUCCUGCAAUACGUAAUGGAAGAAUGAGGGUAGGGGAUCAGAUCAUAGAGAUUAACGGGGACAGCACUCGGGACAUGACUCACGCCCGCGCCAUUGAACUCAUCAAGGCGGGAGGCAGGCGGGUCAGGCUGCUGCUAAAGCGAGGCACAGGACAGGUGCCAGAAUAUGACUGUGCCGGCCCCUGGGAUUCCCUUUCUACAACCCACUCUGCCCUGCAGGAAGUGACCCUCGAAACCCACCAGAAUCCAUUGCUCUCAUCCCAUCCAGCCUCAGCCCCAGACUCCCCUCAUCAGCUCCCUCUAGAGGCCACAGUGUGCAUGGCAGACAAAGCUCCACAGCUGACAGACCACAGCUCCAUUAGAGGGGCUACAGGUGGCAGGUCCACCCAGCAGAAGUGCAUCACCAGGGGGCAGGGAACCCCUCAGGGAUCUGGAGAGGUGGACUGUGGACCAGGCGACAGACAGCCUCGGGCUUUGCCUCCCAAAGCUGUCCUGGGGAGGUCUGUUGAAAGAAGAGAAAGGCAGAGGGACACUUGCUCCCCCUGCUGUGAGAGAAAGGGCCUGCACACACAGGCGAUGAGCACUGUCUGGCCCUGGGACCCGUAUGUGAGUGUGAAUUUUAAUGGAGCCUCUCUAGGCAGUGGAGACGGACAUGUCAGCCUCCAGGAGAGGUUGGUGUCCAGAGGUCUGUUCCCCAGAGAAGAUGAGAGGGCCAGUGGCCACAGUGGGCUCUGCUGCCCCUCUAAAACCAUGGAAGAUCCUCCUCCGAGGAGCGCAGCAGCCUCCCCUGGGCCCUGGAACGUCCCUGGGUCUGACAAACUGCCUGGCACCCUGAGGUCCUGGACCUCCACAGUAAGCAGGUAGAAUGGAUCUUGCUGGUUUGGACCGGAUCACAUUGUCUGGCUCCUCAUUCAGUUCACCAUCGGAUGUCUGAGAAAAACAGUUAAUCUCCCUCGCCCCUCUCUUUCUGUCCCGUUUUCUUCUCCAUCUACUUCUGAGAUCAUAUUUUAUGUUUCAUUUGUUCUUACAAGAGAAUUAUUACACCCACCACCUUAAAAACAGAGGAACUUUCACAGCUAUUGUAACAUACAGUAUAAAACUGAUGGGGACUGCUCAAUAUGUAGGCAUUUUGGACCCUCAGAAGCCACAGUUAAUGUUCUAAUCACAGAUGGAGCAACGAUGUCUGAUUCUGAGUGGAGCUGUUUUUUCGACGCGUACCUUUAACUGCUCGACCGAAUCUGGCUCAGAUUGGUUAGUGCAACGUAAGCUUAGAUGGGAGAGAGACAUAUGCACAUCCAAGAGAUUUACUUUUGCUCCAUUUUCUCUGAGUGGGAAGAGUGAGACUACAAAUCUGUCAAAGAGGGAAGCUGAGACACUGAUAUUCCUGGAGGACAUGGCACUGACCCAAGUGACAGCCUGGUUAACCCGACAUAUGUUAGAUCUCACAUGCCUACCAAUAUAUCAUAUACUGUAAAUGUAAAGAUGUGAAAAAUAUGUACAUUUGGUAAUCUCAAAAACAUACCUGUUGGUGUUUUUUUUGAGGCAGUGUUGUAGUUAGAUACAUUAUAAAGAAAAGACUAAAAAAAAAACAACAGAACAGUAUUUUAGGAUGACUAUUUCCAUGGCCUCGUCUAUAACUACAUAUCAAAGACUGUGCAAGUCACCAAACCCAGACCACUGAGAGAGGUAGUGGUCGUGUGCAUGGAUAUAAACCACCAUGUCAUUAUACAGGGACUCACGUCUUUUAGAGGUAGAAUAUAGAGAGGAUAUCCUCUGUGGAGCUGACCAGUUGGUACUCAUGUGAGUCAAAAAAUAUCUUUUUUUUUUUUUUCCUCCCCAUCAAAUUGAACUUUUGAGUGACUGAAAACAGUUGGCUUAGUAAGGACUCAUAAUACUGUUCUGAGUUAUGUACACAACUUGAUCACAACUCAACCAUGCAGUCAUUGUGCAGAAUUAUAAGCUGUGUUGUAUUCAUUUAAAUUCUCAACGGAAGGGAUUUUGUCCUGUCUGUAUUUCCCAUUUCUAUGCCUUUUACUGUGCUAAGUGUACCACAUCACUGUGGGAGAGGGGCAUCGGUGUUGGGGAAGGGGAGGCCGAUGGUUAUGAGGUGGGGCGGAGUGCCUUACUCAAACUAAUGCAGAGCUGUUGUGAUUUGUUUUGGGAACUGAAUGCAAAACAGAUGUUCGUGACCAAGCGCACAUAUCAGUUGUGGAGCCUGUUUUCUUCGGACUUAACACCGAGCAGUAUAUACGGUUAUCUUGAUGCACUCAGCUGUAUAGUUUAUCAAUGUCAAUGAUUGCCCUUUGUCCCCUAAGUUCUUAAAAGGGGAUCAAAUGUAGCCUGUAGCAUUACAUCCUCUUCUUAGAGAGUCGAGCAGUGAAAGUUUAUCCAGACUGGGUCAUUAUCAAAGUGGAGGCUCAUUUCAGCUUUAUUUGUCUGUUCCUGUGUUGCAUAGUUGCAGGAAGAACCAGUGCUCGCUGAAUCUGGACCCCAAGACUUUAGACGAUCUGCGAAACACAAAAACGCAUUGAAAACGUGCGUUUGAUCAUAAAGUUUUGUUACCGGCAGAGUCGAGGCAUGCUGCUAUUAAACCAAGACACCCAGAGAUGAAGUCACUGUCCUCCUGCAUUUCUCCAUUUGUCAUCCAUUUCUCUCCACAAGAUGUUUGAUGAUUCAUUUUUAAUGAGAGCAGAGCUUUUGGAGGAGCAAGAUGAGUUUAAAAAAAAAAAAAAAUCACAAUGCAAUGUCAUUAUUUGACUGAAUGCAGCACGAUGGCACAUUCAAGCUUGUGAACUGGUAUAUUAGUCCUACUGGUAAACUGCUUUUAGUGAGACAAUGCACCUGCAGACUGGGACACUGAUAAGACCUUGUGCAUAAAGCAUCAUCAAGACGGAUUUUGACCCUUAGUGGUUUCUGAGUAAAAACGUGGUCUGGAUGUUUCUGAGCUGACUGUGGUUCACGUGAAUGAACUGGUUAACACGUUAACAAGGAGCAUGACAACAUGCCUUUGGGCUGUAGAAAUGUGUUUACUGUAUGUACAAAUGUCAAAGUUCAGAAAAGGUGAAAGAAUAUGUCAUCAAGCCCUCUGUCUCCGUCCAGGCUGUCCCCCUGCCUGCUGUGAGUGAUUUUGUAUACAGAAACAAAAAACUGCUUUAUUGGAACCUGUGAAGGAUGGCACGUUCAUAAAUCCCCAUUGAGAUCAAGUAUAACUGUGUAGUGUUAAUUGUGUACUAUUCACCUUGUACAGCUGUAUUCCUACAAAUAUGGUUUACUGUAUCAUUGAUACUGUAGUUUCAAAGACGUGAACAACUAUUUUUAUGAAAUGCGACAGUACUGAUAUAUUACAUUUUGCUAAAAAACAAAAAACUUGUUUACUGAAAGAUAUUCUGAAAUACUGUCAAAUAAACUCUUGACAUGGUGUAAAAUA